Messenger RNA from Nicotiana attenuata, 1156 nucleotides. Its product is annotated as SNF1-related protein kinase regulatory subunit beta-1. Lineage: Eukaryota; Viridiplantae; Streptophyta; Magnoliopsida; Solanales; Solanaceae. Bases 73 to 951 code for a protein of 292 amino acids. The transcript is spliced from 4 exons. Gene Ontology annotation, molecular function: protein binding. The record is from RefSeq and is a predicted model, not a curated record.
GUGACUUCUAUUACUUUCUCUCUCUAUAUAUUUACAUACACAUGUAUAUUCAGUAGCAUUAUUGGUGAAGACAUGGGGAAUGCGAACGCGAGAGAAGACAGCGCCGUCGCUGACGGAGGCGGUGGCGGUGGUGAUGAAGUGUCGGGAAGAAGAUCCAGUAAUAUUCAAUCUGCAAAUAUUGGUGAAGAUCACGCUCGGAGCACGCGCGUGGCUUCAGCUGACUUAAUGGUCAAUUCUCCUCCGCAAAGUCCACAUCGCUCUGCUUCACCUCUCUUGUUCGGACCUCAGGUCCCAGUAGUUCCUUUACAAGCAGGGGAUGGCCAUCCUGCUACCGACCAAAUGUGGGGCGAUGAAUCUCAGGAUGCCUCUGAUCAUUCUCCAGAGAGUGGCAUACCUAUUUUGAUAACAUGGAGUUAUGGUGGUAAUAAUGUUGCUGUCCAAGGAUCUUGGGACAACUGGAGAUCAAGGAAGAUUCUGCAAAGAUCAGGCAAGGACCACACCAUUCUUUUGGUCCUUCCGAUGGGGAUAUAUCAUUACAAAUUCGUUGUGGAUGGAGAAGUCAGAUAUAUCCCAGAUCUUCCAUGUGUAGCAGAUGAGACAGGCGUUGUCUUUAAUCUUCUUGAUGUUAAUGAUAAUGUGCCAGAGAACCUCGAGAGUGUUGCAGAGUUUGAGGCCCCACCAUCACCUGACUCUAGCUAUGGGCAAGGUUUGCUGGGAGAUGAGGAUUUUGCAAAGGAUCCAGUGGCAGUUCCACCCCAACUUCAUCUAACUGUUCUUGGUUCUGAAAACUCAGAAGAAACACCUUCUUCUCCGAAGCCCCAGCAUGUAGUGCUCAAUCACCUCUUUAUAGAGAAAGGAUGGGCUUCUCAAUCCGUUGUUGCUCUUGGUCUGACGCAUAGGUUCCAGUCCAAAUAUGUUACUGUUGUCCUCUACAAACCACUGAAGAGGUGACCCCGUGUUUACGUUCUAAUCUUUUUGGAGCUUUCUGAGUGUGGUUGCUUUUAGAUUCCACUGUUAAUAGACCUGCUCAAGGUUCAACAUUUUUAACCUCCGCUGUUGUACAAUAGUUUCAAGUUUAUCAGCAAUGCAUAUUCAUUCUCUGUGCAAGUAAACAUCUUUAGGCAUGUUAAGCGCUAUUGCACUCAUUCUUUUCUCA